Messenger RNA from Penaeus vannamei (Pacific white shrimp), 507 nucleotides. NCBI's taxonomy places the organism in Eukaryota, Metazoa, Arthropoda, Malacostraca, Decapoda, Penaeidae. The record is from RefSeq and is a predicted model, not a curated record.
AUGCCGAUAAGGUCGCAAUUCGAAGACGCCGGAAGUAUAAAUUCACCCGCGCGAGAUCCGAGGGAUAUUCCAGUCAGGAUAUAUUUGAAGAAUAUGAAUUUAAAAAAUAAAUAUGAGACUCCAGUGAGGAUACACUUGAAGAAUGUAUAUGCUACUCUCACCCUUGCUACCAUAGCAGCCUCUGUUGGUGGCUAUGCCCACAUGUUCAGCACAUUUAUUAGUUCUGGAUUCAUGACUUUUCUGAGUGCCAUUUGGGUAUUAAUAUUACUCGUAUUUACACCUUAUGAUGGCAAAAACCAGCUGCAGAGACUUUCUCUCCUUGGUAUCUUUGCCUUCUUGACUGGCUGUAACCUUGGCCCAUUUUUGAAUCUGGCUGUGACUAUCAACCCUGCAUUGGCAAAUUUGUACAUUGGUCUAGCAGUCAUGUGUGGCUUUAUAGUCUAUGACACUCAGUUCAUUGUUGAGAGAGCACGCCGAGGAGAUAUGGACUAUGUGAUGCACAGUUGA